AACACAACAAAAUAUUUUUUUAAUAUUGUUUGCAUUUUGUUAUUCAUUUUGUUGUUGCAUAAAUAAAACAAAACGCGGCGCCGUAAACUGCUGGUGGGGUAAAGCAAAAAGAUGAACGAGUAUCUGGAUCAUGCCAGACGUAACAUACAAAGGGCAAUGAACAACAGUUUCAAUUCGCUAUCGGAGGCUGCAAUGCUGGCCAGUGAGCUGGCCGCCUCGACGGGUCAGCAGCUGCUUGGCGGCUUUAUGAAGCUGAAGGAGCAAAAGCCAAAGCCGCUGCCAAAGGCUAAAAGCGUCAGCGAGCUGCUGCUGCAGCCGCGUCUAGUGAGCGUUGUGUGUGGAUUUCCCAAGAACAUUGAAAUGUAUCCGGAGUACUGCAAGGGACAGUUUGGCGAAGAUGCGUGGUUCAGAGCUUCGACGGCGCAGGCGGAUACGCUGGGCGUGGCCGAUGGCGUGGGCGGCUGGCGUGUCUAUGGCAUUGAUCCGGGUCUGUUUAGUCGCUUUCUGAUGCGCUCGUGUGAGCGCCUCGCGCACGCUGCGGACUUUGAGCCAACGCAUCCGGAGCAGCUGCUGGCGCGUGCCUACUGCAAUCUGCUGGAGCAAAAGCAGCCCAUACUGGGCAGCUGCACCGCCUGCGUGUUGACGCUGCAGCGCUGCAGCGGCAAAUUGUUUGCUGCCAAUAUUGGGGACAGCGGUCUGCUGAUUAUACGCAACGGCCUCAUCGUUUGCCGCUCCAUGGAGCAGCAGCAUCAUUUCAAUACACCUUAUCAGCUGGCAGUGCCGCCACCUGGUCAUGACUACAAUGUGCUAACCGAUGGUCCCGAGUGCGCUGCGCUGCUGCAGUUCGAAAUGCAGUCGGGCGAUUUGCUGCUGCUUGCCACCGAUGGCGUCUUCGAUAAUGUGCCCGAGCAGCUGCUGCUGCGUCUGCUCGGCCCUGCGGCGGGCAUCAGCUCGGCCGCCAAGCUGCAAAUGUAUGCCAAUUCCAUUGCGCUGAUGGCGCGUUCGCUCAGCUUCAAUCCGCAUCAUGAUUCGCCGUUUAGCCAGAAUGCGCGUCGGCAUAAUAUUGAUGCACCAGGCGGCAAACCCGAUGAUAUAACUGUACUGCUGGCCAGCCUGGUGUGAGGCCAACCAGUUUGUCCAACUGCGCAGCCAUCACUGGCAGCAGCUCACAGGUGUGCGCCUCAGCUCAGUUGUGGGCAAUUGCCAGUGAAUGCUGUCAGUGGGCUCAACACACACACCCACACACACACACACACACACACACACAGCCAGUCCACGCCCCCUCCCCACACUUUACACUCUACUACAAAAUUGCAACAGCCACGUUUUGCUUUUAAGCUCUGUGCCCUGCUCUUCAAGGUAAAGUCGCUGUCUUUACUCUCUACAACAGUUGCUCACAUUUGUUUGCGCCCACAGCACAACACCCACACACACACACACACACACACAUAAGUCUGCUUUUAUUUCAAACGAUUGCUGGGAACAGUUGAUGAUUGAUUGACUGACUGACUGACUGACGACUGACUUGCCUGACAACAA
Messenger RNA from Drosophila busckii, 1539 nucleotides. Its product is annotated as protein phosphatase PTC7 homolog. Lineage: Eukaryota; Metazoa; Arthropoda; Insecta; Diptera; Drosophilidae. The record is from RefSeq and is a predicted model, not a curated record. The transcript has a single exon. The coding region runs from base 112 to 1122 and encodes 336 amino acids.